AUGAAAGCUGCGAACCUCAGCGGUCGUCUGACGGAUGCAAAUUAUGAAUAUUUUUGGGAGGCAUCAGUGGAGGAAGGCGUGGACGAACUGUACAGAACGACGGAGGUAAACACGGAAGAUGAGGAAGAAUCGCCCCUCAAAAUGGCCAAGAAGAGGAAAGCUGGAACACAAAAAGCGGCCAAGGCAAAGAAAGGCAAACUUGACGCCAGUAUUGGAGACGACGGUUCCGAAGAGGAGAGUAUGGACGAGGAAGAUGACGAUGAUUUAGAUGAAGACGACGACGAAGAUGACGAAGAUGAAUAUGAAGACGAAGACGAGGAAGAGGAGGAAAGUCCGCCAAAAAAGUCAAAGGCUAAAAGUCAGAAAAGCGCCAAGAACAAAGCCAAUGGUGCUAAAGCAAAGAAACCAGUCAAAUCUGCCAAUGGCAAGCCGGCACUUGAGGAGCCUCGUAAGAGAGACACGGAGCAAGAGGUGUUGGAGCAACUGAAACAAGAUGGGCUCUUAAGGUGGGAGACUCUAAAGGAAAACGACAAUGGUAACGUAGCUUUUUUUGUUUCAUUGGAUGGUAGCGCGUACCCAUCCGGAAAACCACGGCUCCUGCAGCCCAUUGAACUGAAACAGGAGCGGGAGAAGAUAAAAGCUAAUUUGGACAGCAAAAUUUCUAAUGCCACCCGCCUGAGAAGAGAAAGUCUGGGAAAAGUUAAGAGGAAAGCCCGCAUUGCCUCAGCCAGGCAGAGACAGGCUGUGGCCAAGAGGGGGCAGGCCGAUGAAGAACACCGACGUCUCCAUAAAGAGAGGCUGGAGAUGAAAAUGGAGCGGGCCUCUAAGAACCGGCAGGCCCUCCUGGGUGGUGUGAAGUAG
Liolophura sinensis is the source of this 861-nucleotide messenger RNA. RefSeq names its product trigger factor-like. The record is from RefSeq and is a predicted model, not a curated record. Bases 1 to 861 code for a protein of 286 amino acids. NCBI's taxonomy places the organism in Eukaryota, Metazoa, Mollusca, Polyplacophora, Chitonida, Chitonidae. The transcript has 7 exons.